CCAUUUUACUCGCCAUUGGUACCAAAAAACAUUCUAAGAAAUGGACCAAGAUUUGCUAUUUCCGAUCACUUACACCCAGCACAAAACCCUCACGAAAAUGUUCAGAAAACAUUCUUCCAAGUCCACGAAGGUUGUUCGGGUAUCGGUGACGGACCCCGACGCAACGGACUCUUCCAGCGACGACGAAGCCGAUUUCCAUUGUCGCCGGCAGAGAGUGAAACGAUAUAUCAACGAGAUCAGCAUCGAGUCCGCCGCUUCCAAGACUACCGUCCCCGGUAAUACCCGGAAAAGGAAAGCCGCCGUCUCGGAGCCCAACCGUAGACCACUCAAGCUUUCUUCAUCGAACGGGAACGGGAGGAAGUUCAGAGGUGUACGACAACGGCCGUGGGGAAAAUGGGCGGCGGAGAUUCGAGACCCCGCUCGCCGCGUACGGCUGUGGUUGGGUACUUACAACACUGCUGAAGAAGCUGCCUUGGUUUACGAUAAUGCAGCAAUCAAGCUCCGAGGUCCCAACGCUUUAACAAACUUCAUCACCCCUCCGGCUGAAGAUAAUAUCGGAAAACCAGAAAACAUCGACAAGCCAUCGGUUUCCGGGUACCAAUCGGGAGACGAUUCACCUCGCAAUCUUUCGUCUCCCACUUCAGUCUUCGACUUCCAAACUCAAUCGAGCGAAGAAAAAACAACGGUCGAACCCGAGAGACCGGGCCAUGAGCUCCAAGAGGAAGAAAGUAAGCCGUCGCCGCAGGUUCAAGAACCGGCAACCAGUGAUUUUGGAGAUUAUUUGCCUCUCGAUUUCCCUUUCCUCGAUGAGUUCUUCAAUGAUCCGGUUCCGGAAUUGUCACUGUUUAACGAUAGUUCAACGAUUUUGUCAGAAAGUAAAGUGUUGGAUGACAUUUUACUCGGCACAUCUAUAGAGUUUGAGUGCUACUCAUCGCCUUUAUCUUCGUCGUCUAUUUCUCUAGGGGAUGAUCAAGUGGACGAUUAUUUUGAAGAAAUCGACGAUUUAUUGUUGUUGGACCCUCUUGUAUCGAGCGUUUAGUUUUCAUUUUGUUUUCCCCCGAUCUGUUUUCGUCGGUAAAUGGUUGCCGGCAGUUUUGGUUCGACGGCGACGACUAACGAGCUUUUUUAACGUUGUGAUACCUUUUUAUGUUUAUUUCCUCCGUUAAAAUAAACGGACAGUUGAG
Molecule: messenger RNA, 1184 nt
Organism: Hibiscus syriacus
Lineage: Eukaryota; Viridiplantae; Streptophyta; Magnoliopsida; Malvales; Malvaceae
Product: ethylene-responsive transcription factor CRF4-like
Exons: 1
Coding region: 41-1039 (332 amino acids)
Biological process (GO): regulation of DNA-templated transcription
Molecular function (GO): DNA-binding transcription factor activity; DNA binding
Source: RefSeq, a predicted model, not a curated record